UAAACUGAAGAAGUGCUUGAAUAAAGUAAUAAAAUUGGAAGCGUAUUCAUUUUGUUGGUGAAAAGGCCUAUUUGGACGCACCUGUGGUCGAGGAAAUUGGUUCAUGGAAUACCACAAUUUUUGCUCAAACCUGAACAACCUGAACUUGUCUGAAAAUGAGCGGCCGGGCACGAGCACGAGGCAGAGCUCGUGGUCAGGAGACCUCUGCACCUGGAGCGAGCAAGGCUCGAGAGUCCGCACCACCAGCUCCUGCAGCCCCGCAGCGGGGAGAGGGCGAGGCAGAGCUGCUCGGUAGAGGGAGGCAGAAAGGCGUUCCCGGACCCUUCUCUGCAGAAGCUGUUUCACAGAUAUCAGCUGGAUUUCAGCAGGUGAAGCUGGGAGAAAGAGGCGGACGCCGCCGGGAUUUUCAUGAUGUGGGGAUUAACACCAGGCAGGCUAUGGAGCACGUUAAGGAAUCAAAGAGCGGAACAAGCGGUACUGCCAUCCAGUUGACAGCGAACUUCUUCCGCAUCCUGUCCCGCCCUCAGUGGUUACUGUAUCAGUACCAUGUGGGCUACAGUCCACCGAUGGAGUCCCGUCGCCUGAGGUCUGCCCUCCUCUUCCAGCACGAGGAAGUACUUGGUGUAGCUCGCAGCUUUGAUGGUGCUUUGCUGUUUCUGCCCCACAAACUGCACAGCAAGGAGACGGUGCUGUACAGCGAGACCCGGAACGGAGAGAAGGUUCAAAUCACCGUCACGCUGACAAAUGAGCUGCCGCCCUCAUCUCCGGUGUGCAUUCAGUUUUACAACAUUAUAUUCAGAAGGAUCCUGAGAAUUCUCAACAUGCAGCAGAUUGGACGCAACUACUACGACCCCAAAGACCCGCUCAACAUCCCACAGCACAGGCUGACCAUCUGGCCGGGAUACGCCACCACCAUCUUGCAGUACGAGUUGUCCAUCAUGAUGUGUACUGACGUGAGCCACAGGGUGCUGCGCAGCGAGACGGUCCUGGACUUUAUGGGCAACCUGAGGCAGCAGUGUGGAAGUCAGCGCUUCCCUGAGGUCUGCGCCAAGGAGCUCAUAGGACUCAUAGUCCUCACCAAAUACAACAACAAAACCUACAGAAUUGACGAUAUUGCGUGGGAUCACACUCCCAGCAACACAUUCAAGAGAGGAGACACGGACAUUUCUUUCAAGAACUAUUACAAGACUCAAUAUGGCCUGGACAUCAGUGAUGGGAACCAAGUGCUGCUGAUCAGUCACGUGAAGAGGAUGGGUCCUGCUGGAGCUCCUCCUCCUGGGCCCGCCAUGCUGGUCCCCGAGCUGUGCUACCUGACAGGCCUGACUGACAAGAUGCGAGAAGACUACCGAAUCAUGAAGGACUUGACCGAGUACACCAGACUGAGCCCGGAGCAGAGGAAUCAGCGCCUCAACAGAUUCGUCACAAAUAUCCACAAGAAUGCUGAUGCUCAGGCGGAGUUGGAUAAGUGGGGACUCAUCUUUGACAAGACGCUCCUAAAGCUGACUGGCAGAGUCCUCCCGGGGGAGACGAUUUUCCAGGGAUCAAGAUCGUAUGUGUACAGCCCCAUGGCAGCUGACUGGACCAGAGAGAUGCGUGGGGUGCCUGUGAUCAGCGCUCCUCCCCUGGAAUCCUGGCUCCUCUUUUACACCCGCCGUAGCGGGAACGAAGCCCAGUCCCUCCUGCAGACCCUGAGCAAAGUCUCGGGCCCGCUCGGUAUCCGCCUGAACAGAGCCAUCAUGAUCCAGUAUGAGGAUCAUCAGGAGUCUCUCCUCAGAGCCCUGCAGCACAAUGUUGGACCCCAUACACAGAUGGUGGUGGUCGUCCUCCCCAGCAACAGGAAGGACAAGUACGACAGCAUCAAGAAGUACCUGUGUUUGGAGUGCCCCACCCCCAGCCAGUGUGUGUUGGCCCGCACGCUGAGCCGCCCCCAGGCCCUCAUGACCGUGGCCACCAAGAUCGCACUGCAGAUGGCUUGCAAGAUGGGAGGAGAACUGUGGAGCGUGGAAAUCCCACUCAAACAUCUGAUGAUUGUGGGCAUCGACUGCUACCAUGACAUCACUGCUGGGAAAAGGUCUGUGGGAGCCCUGGUGGCCAGCCUCAACCAGAGCAUGAGCAGGUGGUUCUCAAACUGCAUCCUGCAGCACAAAGGUCAGGAAAUCAUGGACAGACUGAAGGUGGCCUUAAGUGCUGCACUGAAAGCCUACCUGAAGUUCAACAGCUGCCUGCCUUCACGGAUCAUCGUGUACCGAGACGGAGUGGGCGACGGCCAGCUGCACAGCGUGGUCAACUACGAGGUCGCACAGAUCAUGGACUCCAUCAGGUCCAUUGGGCAGGACUACAUGCCCAGGCUGAGUGUUGUGGUGGUGAAGAAGCGCAUCAACUGCAGGUUCUUCGCCCACAUCAAUGGCAAGGUGUCCAACCCGCCCCCAGGGACCGUCGUCGACUCAGAGGUCACCCGUCCAGAGUGGUAUGACUUCUACAUCGUGAGCCAGGCGGUCCGCAUGGGAAGCGUCUCGCCGACCCACUACAAUGUCGUGUACGACACCAGUGGACUGAAGCCCGACCACAUGCAGCGGCUCACCUACAAGCUGUGCCACAUGUACUACAACUGGCAGGGGAUCAUCCAAGUGCCCGCACCCUGCCAGUACGCCCACAAGUUGGCUUUCCUGGUGGGUCAGAACAUCCACAGUGAGCACAACUCGCAACUGGACAACCUCCUCUUCUACCUAUAAGGACGACAAGAUGAGCAGUUUGUUCGGCUCUGACUCCUAAGUUUCCUUUGUUCUCCUCAGUUGAGUUCUGCCGAUGCCAAGAGUUAGUUUGCGUUUCUGUGGUCACUCUGAGCUACACUGAGCCCCACGGGUGUGUGGGGUUACGCACUUCAAGAGGUUCACAUUGAAGUCUUAAGUCCAAGUUCCAGUUCAGAGGUCAACAGGAAGCUCACAAACUGCAGGUUAAAAUGGUGAGGACGCACCUGUCUGCGGUCUGACGCGGAUGAUGUUCAGUGCAAGCCACACGUGAAGAAUGAAAAAUGAUUUCAAAGAUGACGUCUUCUUUGUGUUCACUAAAGUGUAAGUUCAUGUUUACCUUUGUCAAAGCAAACAGUUCAAAUAAACAUUUGUGUGGUGUAGGUCA
Scatophagus argus is the source of this 3135-nucleotide messenger RNA. It is a transcript of the gene piwil1, whose product is annotated as piwi-like RNA-mediated gene silencing 1. The record is from RefSeq and is a predicted model, not a curated record. Gene Ontology annotation, molecular function: protein binding; piRNA binding. Gene Ontology annotation, cellular component: P granule. Bases 156 to 2732 code for a protein of 858 amino acids. Gene Ontology annotation, biological process: regulatory ncRNA-mediated gene silencing. NCBI's taxonomy places the organism in Eukaryota, Metazoa, Chordata, Actinopteri, Scatophagidae. The transcript is spliced from 21 exons.